Messenger RNA from Salvia hispanica, 1419 nucleotides. NCBI's taxonomy places the organism in Eukaryota, Viridiplantae, Streptophyta, Magnoliopsida, Lamiales, Lamiaceae. The record is from RefSeq and is a predicted model, not a curated record.
UGUAAGUGAAAAUGAAAUGAAACUAAUCUUCUUCAACCGAGUAAGGAUGUGAAGAAGACACGUCGAUGAAUCGCAUCUAUUUCCACUGCAUCAUCCCAAAUCCCAAACCAAAUCAAAACCACAGAAACAAACCUUCUCCAUUUUUGCGCAAUGCCUGUUUUGGUCGGAUUAUCAGCUUCAGGCGGCUUUGCGUUUCUCUCCAUCUCCUCCGACAACGCUUCUCACAAACCCCUCACGAUUAAUUUCACCAAUCUCUGGACCAAGCGACCUAAUUUAUUAACCCCGGCUAGAAUUUCCCUUUCCAGCGGCAGCGCCACCAAAACCGAUGACGGCGUCGAUCAAUCUUCGCUCGCCGAUGAUUUCAAACAAUCCCGGAGGUCUGCUGAUUGGAAAGCGGCAAAGGCAUACCACUCUAAAGGACUCACCUAUGAUGGUAGAGUUGAGGGAUUCAAUGGUGGCGGCUUGCUGAUUAAAUUUUAUUCUCUUCUUGGGUUUCUUCCCUAUCCACAGUUGAGCCCCUCCCAUUCAUGCAGAGAACCCAAAAAGUCCAUCCAAGAGAUUGCAAGAGCUUUGGUAGGUUCUAUUAUUUCAGUGAAGGCUAUCCAAGCUGAUGAGGAGAGCAGGAAGUUGAUCUUCUCAGAGAAGGAAGCCAACUGGUCCAAGUUCUCUCCGCAGCUGAAGGUGGGGAACAUUUUUGAAGGUAAGGUGGGGUCUGUCGAGGAUUAUGGUGCCUUCAUUCAUCUGCUCUUCCCGGACGGAUUGUAUCACCUAACAGGACUUGUGCAUGUUUCAGAAGUGUCAUGGGAUUUAGUGCAAGAUGUAAGAGAUGUCCUAUUCGAGGGUGAUGAAGUGAGAGUCAAAAUUAUAAACAUAGAUAGAGAGAAAUCGAGGAUCACUUUGUCAAUAAAACAAUUGGAGGAAGAUCCCCUCUUGGAAACUUUAGACAAAGUUAUUCCUCAGGACACCUCAGUUGAUCCCAAUGCCUUAAAUGGAAGUGAACAUUUUGCUAUAGAACCUCUUCCUGGGCUUGACACGAUUAUCGAAGAGCUUUUGAAGGAAGAUGGCAUUAACGAUGUGAAAAUCAGCCGACAAGGAUUUGAGAAGCGGGUAGUUUCACAAGAUCUGCAGCUUUGGCUAUCAAAUGCGCCCCCAAUAGGCGAUCAAUACACACUUCUCGCUCGAGCUGGAAGACAGGUUCAAGAAAUACAACUGCAUUAUACAGUUCCAUACCCGGAGGAGGACACUGCGUCAACUAGCACUAUGCGAACACGUUUCAAAGAAUUUCGAGGUGUUGUAUAUCUUUUUGUUCCUUAAUCCCUUUUACUCAAGUAAUUCUUCAACCAUAUGUAUAUGCUUACUUUGCCUCAGUGAGACAAUGUUUACUUGUGAAAAUUGUACAUUUAACAGAUGUUAAUAGCC